AUGCGCAUCCUCGUCUGGAACGUGAACGGGCUGGUGAGCCACCCACCGGCCCAAGUUCUCGCCUGUCCUUUGCGCCGUUGUGUGGGCCCGGCGGCGGCAGCGCUGACACGUGGUUGUGGGACGGAUGUUGCGCAGCCCCCCACGGCCAGGAAUGCCAUCCUGAGACACAAGUCGAUGAAAGCCUUUUUCGAGAGCUAUGGAGCGGACGUCGUCUGUUUUCAGGAAGUGAAGAUCCCUGAGGAAAAGUUGACAGAGCAGUUUGCAUGUGUGGAUGGGUAUGAGUCAUUUUGGUCAUUUCCAAAGGACAGGAAAGGCUACAGUGGUGUUACGACAUGGGUGAAGCUGCAAUUCUCUCCAGUCUCAGCUGAGGUGGACUGCUUGGGGCUGGGGGAUGGAGACAUAGACAGGGAGGGCAGGCUGGUUGUCACAGACUUUGGUGCGUUUGUCCUCAUAAAUCUGUAUGCCCCCAAUGCUGGUGAAGCCCCAUUGAGGCCCAGGCUUGACUUCAAGCUCAGGUUCUUUGAAGCCUUGCAAGCAAAGGUGGAAUCGUUGACAGAUGCUGGUCGUCAGGUUGUGCUGGUUGGCGACUUCAACAUUGCAUUAGAGGUGCGUGAUGUCCACCCUGUGUUUGAUCAUGCAUCAUUGUAUGGUCCAGAAGAAGUCAACGCUUUGAGGAGAAUCACCAGUGAUUGUUUAGAUGUGUGGCGGCAUCUGCAUCCUGACCGGACUGGGGUCUACACUGUCUGGAAUGAGAGGAAGAGUCACAGGGAGGUUAAUCAGGGCCUACGAAUCGACUAUGCACUAUGCAGCAAGGGGUUCCUUGACAAAGUGGUAUCAUGUGAGAUUCUCGACUCGCCUCGGAAAUGGAGCGAUCAUGCAGCAUUGAUGUUGGAGCUGAAGGACAUCGUCCCAAAGCCUGGGCGUAUACCAUGCGAUUUGUCGUCGCGCAAGAUGAAGAAAUUCAAGAAGCAGACUACCAUCAUGUCCAUGUUCUCCAAGAAGAGAACCGCUGAGGCGCCCAAUGAUGCGAAUCUGGGAGCCCGAAAGCAGAGGACGAGCGACCUCCAAGCAUGUGAGGGCCAUAAAGGAGAGUGCAGUGAGAAGUCUCCAGAGGACCAAGCUGCGAAAUAG
This is a messenger RNA of Ostreobium quekettii, 1131 nucleotides long. Lineage: Eukaryota; Viridiplantae; Chlorophyta; Ulvophyceae; Bryopsidales; Ostreobiaceae. The record is from the annotation of a GenBank genome assembly.